Molecule: messenger RNA, 1322 nt
Organism: Salvia splendens (bonfire salvia)
Lineage: Eukaryota; Viridiplantae; Streptophyta; Magnoliopsida; Lamiales; Lamiaceae
Exons: 3
Coding region: 516-941 (141 amino acids)
Source: RefSeq, a predicted model, not a curated record
GUUCCACAAUACUCCUUCUUCAUCCUCUUCUUUUAAUUAUUAUAUAUUCGAUUAUCACCACAUUACCUCGAUCUUCCCAACAGUAAACCAAUCUCUUUUACCUAUUUUUUGAUUUGAAUUUCAUUAGUAUCCAACUUCCCCACCACCCUGCACUAACUAGUCCCCAUCCAAUUUGAAUCCUCUUCAAAUUCCAACUUUUUUCAUCACCAAAACAAACCUCUAGUAUUAAUCGUCGCUGUAUUAUUGUUUGUCAUUUGAAUUGGCAAGGCAAUCAUGGAGGAGAAGCCGCUUCUGAAAGAGGAUCAAGAGCCCUUCCAUCUCAAAACCAUCAUUGCAAAGAAGCAAUCCCAACUCAAAUUAACCUCAGCCAACCUCGUUCCUCAAGCGGCUCAAGGAUCGGAGUAAGAACUGGAAGCGGGCCAUCGAGGUAAUUGAAAUUCCAGAAUAGAAUAAUAAUAACGAACAAGAUAAAUCGGCGUCGACCAGCAGCCGUGUUUCCGAGUUUUGUGUAGGCGAUGACUCGACUUUCUGCACAACUCCAUUUACAUUCUCUUUCCACCGGAGCCCCUCCUCGACUGGCCGCCCACGUAAAACAGGAGAAGGAAAAUUCGGACAAUAAUCAAGGAGAUGAGGUGGAAGAGAAGGAGCAAUGCAGUACGGUAUCGGUAUUGGAUCCUCCAUUUGACGAGGACGAUGAGCGCGAAAGCAGUCGUGCCAACGGAGGAGGAGGAGGAGGAGGAGAAGAAGAAGAUAUGGAAUGCAGCUACACGAAUGUACAGAGAGCCAAACAACAGCUCAUGCAAAGGCUAAGGAGAUUUGAAAAACAUGCAGAAUUGGACCCUGUUGAGCUCGAGAAGAAGCUACUGCUGGAAGGAUCAGACGAUGAGGUCCAUGUGGAACGAGAAGUCGAGAACGAAACGAGCCAUUGUCAGCCGACAUGAAGAGGCUCGUGUCUGAUCUCAUAGACAAAGAGAAGAAGCAGAUGGUUCAAUCAGGGGGCAGUGAAGUCGUGAUGGGACGAAUCUGCAACUGGUUGGAUUCGUGGAAGGAGGUCGAGUUCGACACCAUAGAUAUGAUCAUAGGAUUGGAUUUCAAGAAAGAGUUUGAUGGAUGGAUUAAGCAUGGGCAGCAAGUGCACGAGACACAAGUAGAAAUUGAGGUUGCAAUCUAUUUGCUACUAAUUCAGGAAAUAAUAGAAGAAUUUUGUAGAUUUAAAUUUCGAUUAUUAUAGGACUAGUUAUCUGAAUCUUGGAGUUAGUUAUUUAAUUGUAGUAAUCUGAUGUAUGUAAUGUGCAUGCUAAUUAAAUUCUUCAAAAAGGAAA